ACGUUGAUGCUGCGUGAGAGGCGGCUCGGGAUGAUCCGGUGGCACUGCUGUUCUCGACGGCAUUGGGCCUGACUUGACUGGGCUGAGCUGGUUCUGGUUCUCGCUCGUACUGACACUCGCACUCAUAGUCGAUGACACAAGUAGUCGAGAGGGAGAAGAAUCCAAGACGUGCCUUGAAGGGGAGGGUAGAGGAAGAGGGAAGAGACAGAGACAAGAGGCAGGAGACAGAAGACCCAGGACAGCCCCUCAUCUGGUGUUUGACAGCAUUGGUUCACAACAGAGCACAGCGUACGACCGAGGGGGCGCCGUCGUCAAACGAGGCGGUAGAGACAGAAAUGACAUUUGGCCGACAGACAGUCCGAGGCCGCUCAAAGGCUCGUGGCCUCGGACUCUCUCUUUUUCUCUCUCUUCCCCAUUAUGUGAAUGUGUGUACAUCACAGCUCUGGGUAGUAGAGGCCGUUGUGGGACUGGAGCCAUUGUUACUCCUAUCCAUGAGCGUUCUUGACUUUUUUUGGUUUUCUUGUUCCUGUUUCCCUUCUUCAUUUUUCUGUCAUCGGUGUACACUUUCAUAUACACACAGGCAGGUGCGCGCCGGUACACCGAAAUGCUCAGGUCGGUCCUCGAUUUAGAUAGGAAACCGUAUCGACCAACGUGGACGUGAUAACCCGAGGGUGGAGGUGGAGGUCUAGUGUGCGAAAGCUGCCUGCUCGUGGGACGAUCUAGGGCACUCGCGCCACUAACUUCGAUUAAUGCUCGGCGUCAAUCAUGGAACACCGAACGCACCAAGAAAACAGGGAACGCGAAAUAAACUCAAGCAUUCAUAAAAUACCAGAACAUCAACAAUGAAAUACAAUCGUUGACAGUUUCG
This is a messenger RNA of Lasiosphaeria miniovina, 868 nucleotides long. RefSeq lists its product as uncharacterized. Lineage: Eukaryota; Fungi; Ascomycota; Sordariomycetes; Sordariales; Lasiosphaeriaceae. The transcript has a single exon. The record is from RefSeq and is a predicted model, not a curated record. Bases 132 to 629 code for a protein of 165 amino acids.